AUGAGUCAUUAGUGUCCUGUAGCCAAAGAAAUGCAAACUGAAUUUUUGGUGGCACCUAAAAUUAUUAAUGUGCAUGUUAUAACAUGUGAAAAGACCACUUUUGGCGUCGCUGGAUUGAUUUUAAGAGCUACGUAGGAUCAGACCCUCAUAAUGUCGUCCGUCAGUAUCACCGCCUCAGUGUCAGAGGAUAAUUUCCAGUGUUCAAUCUGUCUGCAAGUCUACAGUGACCCGGUCACCACACCAUGUGGUCACAACUUCUGUAAGACCUGCCUCAGUGGGCACUGGGACAACAGCGAGUUAUGCCACUGCCCAACUUGUAAUAAAAGAUUCCACGCGAGGCCCGAGGUCUCCACAAACACCGUCAUCGAGGAGAUUUCAGUCCAAAUAAAGAGGAGAAAAGUGGAGACACGGGAAAAUAUUGACGUGCCGAGGUGUGUGAAGUGUGAUGUGUGCACAGGAGAAAAGAUCGAGGCCCAGAAGUUGUGCCUGGUGUGUCUGACGUCGUACUGUGAAGCUCACCUGGAGCCUCACCGGAGAGUUCCCUCCCUGAUGAGACACAAACUGAUCGACCCGGUGGAAAACCUGGAGGCGAGGAUCUGCAAGAAGCAUGAGAAGAUACUGGAGCUGUUCUGCAGACACGAGCGGGUGUGCAUCUGUCAGCUGUGCAGCGAAACAGACCAUAAAGGCCACGAGACGGUGCCCGUGGAAGAAGAAGGGGCUCUAUGGAAAACAAAAGUGAGAUCCAGAAAAGCAAAGAUAAAAACGAUGAUCGAGGAAAGACUGGCAAAGACAAAGGAAUUCAGAGUUUCUUCAGUCAUGAGCAGAGAGAAAGCGCACAUAGAAAUGGAUUCCAGUGACAAGCUCUUCAAUACGCUGAUGAGUCAAAUACAAGUGAUGCAAACUAAGCUAAAAUCGAACAUCGAGGAAAAGCUACGGAAAUCCCAGAAGAGAGACAAAGCCAUGAUUUGCGAGUUGCACCAGGAAAUCGCAGAACUGCAGAGAAAGCAGGAGGAGCUGGACGAGCUUUCACAAAAUGCCGAUCCUCUUCAGUUUCUGCAGGCCCUGAGCAACACACUGAUGACCAAAGACUGGACAAACAUCAGGAUUUACCCCGACCUGUGUGUGCAGUCCAUCAGGAGAGCCAUGUCACAUCUCAUGGUCGCUUUUCAAGCAGAACUGAAAACUCUGACAAACACAGAACUGACCAGAAUGAGACGAUAUAAAGAGUCAGUCACCUUUGACCCAGCCACCGCUGGUAGCUGCCUUGUGGUGUCCGAAUUGGGGAAACGUCUGAAGUUCUCCAAAACGGCGACGACCACACACUCUGCAGACUCAGCGAGGUUCGACAGUCCCAUAGUUUUAGGGACGAAGGGUUUCACCUCUGGGAGACACUACUGGGAAGUCCGCGUGGGCCUUAGGAAUGACUGGUUUGUCGGUGUCGCCAAGGGAACUGUACCCAGAACAGGGAUGGUGGCUGUGACUUCAAGAAAUGGCUUCUUUGCCAUAGGAAAGAAGGGUUUUGACUAUCAAGUUAACUGCCCACUGUGCACUAUCCUCCACUUGUGUCCCAGGCCCAGAAAUGUCGGCAUUUACGUCGACUACGCGGAAGGACGAAUCUCCUUCUACGACGUAGAUGAGAAGCUACACAUUUACUCUUUCAAACUAGAGUCCUUUGCGGAGAAAAUGUUCCCGUGCUUUUAUCUUUACAGCAGGGCGACAAAAUCUCAGGCCUUGGUCAUAACGUCUGUUGCCACACUCAUGUCAGAGCCUCCAAAGUGCUGCAUCUGCCUGGACGACUUCACCAACCCUGCCUUACUCCCCUGUGGACACAGCUUCUGUCUGGGCUGUAUCGGAGAAUACUGGAGGAUCCACGGGGCUUGUCAGUGCCCUCUCUGCAUGACCCACUUCCCCACCAGACCACAGCUGAAAACAUGCCACACAACACACCCUGAAACCCCAGCGACGCCUUUAAAAGCCGGGGAGGUUCCCUGUGAUCUCUGCACGGCCACGAAACGGCCCGCGGUCAAGUCGUGCCUGGUGUGUCUGGCCUCGUACUGUGACACUCACCUGGAGCUACAUUACCAGAGUGAAGAUCUUGGGCGCCAUCUUCUGAUCAGUGUGGUGAAGAACUUGGAGGAGCCUGUGUGCAGAGUGCACGAGAAGCCUUUAGACCGGUUCUGCAGGAGUGACCAGACAUGCAUUUGUGCCAUGUGCACUCAGACCGAGCACAGAGGUCACCACAUCAUCCCCAUUUACAGGGAAGCUGCAAAGAAGAAGGUGAAGCUAAAACGGAGGAGGACGAAGCUUCUGCAAGCCAUUCAAGAGAGACUAAGCAAAGUCGAGAAAAUCAAGCUGUGCGUCGGCCGCAGUGGAGAAAACCCGGCAGAGGCGCGGGCGGAAAAUAAAGAGCUCGUGCAACAGCUGGAGGAAGAAAUCUGCGAUCUGCAGAGGGAGAACUCUGAGCUGGAGCAACUCUCACACUCCGAAGAUGACCUGCACUUCCUGCAGGUACUUUCUACAAGAUUGUGUAGAGCAAAAGCGUUUGAUGCCCGACACUGCACAGCCCUUGUGAACUCAGCCCAAUCUGGCAAGGACCAACUACAGAAACUCCAAAAAAAGGGGGAACCAAUCACAAACAUUCCCCCCCGCACACUAAAGACAGAUAUGGCCUCUGCUCCUGCGUCCCCCAGUGAAAGCAGCUCCUUGGAGAACCAUCUAAAAUGCUCCAUAUGCAUGGAAACAUUUACGGACCCUGUCACUACAGCUUGUGGCCACUCCUUCUGCAAGAUGUGUCUGGAGUUCCACUUUAAGUACAACGACAGAGUGUGCCCCCUGUGCAAGACGCCCAUUACCAGAACCUUGGAUGUGAACAUCGUCUUGAGAGAAAUUGUCCAAAAUUGUCCAAGUGAUGAGAAGAUGAAAAACCUGGAAGCAAAAGACGACGAAGUAGCAUGCGACAUUUGUACAUCACCAAAGCUCAAGGCUGUGAAAUCCUGCCUUGUGUGUCUCGCCUCGUAUUGUUUGAACCACCUGAAGAAUCAUUCCUCAACUGAAAGGCUGAAGGGCCACAAGUUGGUGGCACCUGUGGAGGACCUGGAUGAACGGGCCUGUCUGAAACAUGGACGUCCCUUGGAGCUGUACAGUAGGAAGCAGCAGCAAUGCAUUUGUGUUGGCUGUCUGGAAGAAGAUCCGCAGGGGGUUGUCUCCACUGAAUAUGAAUGGGAGAAGAAGAAGAUUAAACUUCAGAGUGUGAAAAGUGAAUUGGAAACACAAAUUAACCGGAGAGAAAAAAAUCUGCAGAAGCUUAAUCAAUCUCUUCAGGUCUGCAAGAACCAGAUGGAUAAUGAGUGGUGGGACAUUGAUAAUGUGUUCAGUACUGUGAUCGCUAUUGUGGAGGAGGCUCAAGAGAGAGCUCUUCAGCCACUGAGAGACCGGAGGCAAGUCAUGGAAAAAGAGGUAGAUGAUCUCAAACAGAAGCUGAAAGCAGAGAUCAGACGCUUCCAGAAAAAUAUCACUGACCUGGAUGGUAUAGCUACCCUUGAGGAUCACAUCCAUUUCCUACAGGAAUGGCCGUGUCUUGAAGACCUGGUGGACACCAAGGACUUUGUGGAGGUAGAGUUCGACACAUCACUGUGUUUUGGGACAAUCAGAAAAACCACAACGAUAAUGAUGGAGAGAGUUCAAGAGGAGCUUGACAAGCUGAACUCCAUCGAACUUAAGAGAGCUCCAAAGUUUACAGUGGAUGUAAAGCUGGAUCCAACCACUGCGCACCAACGCCUUGUCGUUUCUGAGGAUGGGAAGGAAGUGAAAGAUGGAGGGAAAGACCAGAAAGUUGACGAUUCACCGAAGAGGUUUGACAUGUUUGGUAGCAUCCUGGGUGUCAACAGCUUGAGCUCCGGGAGGUCUUACUGGGAAGUGGAGACCAACAAGAAGACCGGGUGGGACCUGGGUGUGGCGAGAGUUGACGCAAACCGCAAAGGGAAGCUCUCAUUGAACCCAGACAACGGUUACUGGGUGAUCGUUCAUUACGGAGACGAAAAGUUUGCAGCUCUGACAGCGCCGCCACACGGGCUUUCCCUGCAAGAGAAACCUCAGAGGGUGGGAGUGUUCGUGGAUUACGAGGAAGGACUGGUCUCUUUCUACAAUUUGACAACUCAGUCUCACAUAUAUUCUUUCACAAAGUGUUCAUUCACCGAAGAACUUCUCCCGUAUUUCAGUCCACACCAGAAACAAGAUGAUAAAAACAGCAAUCCUUUGAUUAUUUCUCCUGUGAAUGGGACAUGGACGCGAACGAUGUCGGGAUCAGUCGUCUCUGGAAUUAGCCUCGUGGGGCAAGGGCCAAUAAUAUUCAACACGUCCAACAUGAGUCUGCAGACUUGCUCCUACUGUGGCUGGUCCAAAAUCACAACCUACCAGGGCCUGAGAACUCACCAGGGGAAAAUGGGAUGCACACCAAAGGGAUUGCAGAUCCCAGAGAGUCAGCAGUUCUCAACGGGUCACUACCUUCGUCAGCUCACCUUUGGAAGCCCAUUUAAACUGACGGAGCCAGUCAUCUUCAAUACUCCAAAGAAAUCUGACAAGAGCCUCCAGGUUUGCUCCUGCGGCUGGUCCGAAAUCACAACCCACCACGGCCUGAGAACUCACCAGGGAAUAAUGGGAUGCACGCCAAAGGGAAUGAAGAUCCCGGAGAGCAAGCAGAUCACAUCUAAGGGCUACCUUCCUGCGAUUACCUUCCCAGGAUCAAAAAUUGAACUAGAAGAGCCGUUGACGGACAUCUUCGCUACUUCUAUGAGGUCUAACAUGAAGCGCCAGGUUUGCCACUGCGGCUGGUCUGAACUCACGACCGACCAGGGUCUGAGAAUCCAUCAGACGGAAUGCAGGUCGAAGGGAGCGAGCGUUGCAAAGAGCGACGAGUACAACUGGAGAAAUCUCUCGGUCAAAAACGAGAGCGUCCCUGCAUCUCCAAACCUCUUUGAGGUUACCCUAACCAAUACAGCCACUGAGGCCUCAGUGAUGGACAUGAUCCAGUCAAUGGUUGGGAAUCAGCAGGACGCAGCAACAAUAAACCAAGCCUUUCAAUUCAACACUGGUAAUGAGCCUGUCUUCGUGUCCCAGACUGUCAGUACCCAAAUUUACCCUGCAUUUGCUAACGUGACAGUGAAGGGGGCAAAUGAAACAUUCUUCAAGACUCCUCCUCCUCAGUCGUCACAACCAAGUACCAGUAAAUUUGACAGAGCUCGCAGAGGGCUUGAUUUUUCCGCUGGUGCACAGCAGGUGCAGGUGCAAGAGAGGCAGAAGCCUCCAAUGACUACAACUCAGGAAAGAGUCAAAUGUCCUGAAGAGAAGGAGAAGGAAGCUCAAAAACUGCUAAAGGCAAAACAAGACUAUAGGAAAGCGGAGAUACUGCAGCACAUUCACAUCAGGAAGAACAAGGUGGCCGAAGUCACAUCAUCCGUAAAAAGCUGCAAGAUUAACUUGGAUGCCGAGUGGAUGGAGAUUAACAGUGUGUUCAUGGAGGUGAUGCAAAUUGUGGUGGACGCUCGGCAGAAAGCUCUUCAGCCUCUGGAGGACAGGAGACACAAGUUACAGACGGAAGCGAGCGACCUCAUCCAGAAGCUGGAGAGAGAAAUUGGUAAACUGAAAAAGACCAUAGAUGAAUUGGACAUCAACCGAGACUUGCAGAUUUCUCUGGACAGAAGUUUGACAAAUGUAAGUGUCGACACUUCAUUCUCCUUUGGUUCCCUGAGAACUACAACGUCAACCAUGAUGGAACAAAUUCACCAGAAACUUGACAAACUCUCGUCUGUUGAACUCAAGAGAACUCCCUCGUUUUCAGUGGACAUACGACUGGACCCACUCACUGCUCAUCAGUGCCUUGUUCUCUCGGAUGAUGGGAAGACAGUCAGAGAUGGAGGAAAUUACAGAAACGUUCCGAACACUCCGGAGAGGUUCGACCUGUUUGGCAGCGUCAUGGCGGUCAACAGCUUGACUUCGAGAAGGUCGUACUGGGAGGUAGGGGUCAGCAACAAGACCGGGUGGGACCUGGGUGUGGCGAGACGUGACGCAAACCGCAAGGGGGAGCUCUCGCUGAAACCGGGCAAAGGUUUCUGGGUGAUUGUACAUUACGAGGAGAGAAAUUACGCCGCUCUGGCGGCGCCACCUGUCAGCCUUUCUCUGAAUGUGAAACCGCAGAAGGUGGGAGUGUUCGUGGAUUACAAAGAAGGCCUUGUGUCCUUCUACGACGCAAUCGCUCAGUCUCACAUAUAUACGUUUAAGAACUGCUCAUUCGGCGGCGAGAUUUUGCCGUAUUUCAGUCCACAUCUUACACAAAAUGGCAAAAACUCAGACCCUCUGAUUAUCUGUGCCGGGAAAAGUAGUAGAGCUUAAAUUUAGAUUUUUUUUUUUAAAGGAUAGAUGGUGACUUUUACAUAUAGAGAACAAAUAUUGAGAAAUUGUCUGUGCAUUCAUAUUCAUAUGCCACACACACUUUAUCAUACAAGACUAGAAAAGCAAUGCAAAAUCAACCUAUUAUACAUUUUUGAAAAUCAACGUUUUAUUUUUAUCUAAUGUAUUCACACAACUAGAUGAUUAGAUUUAAAAAUACAAGCUUUUUCUUCAUCUACAUUUUUCUUUACUAUAAAUUGUAUAUUGUUUAGAUUGUUUAUUGGCAGUAUUAUUAGGAAAUGUCUUUUGUAAAUCAUGAUUUAAAUGGCUGUUGAAUAUAUUUUUUUAAUGGUUUGGUGUUGGCUUUAAAGAAAUUAAAUAAAAACUAUUUUUG
Messenger RNA from Solea senegalensis (Senegalese sole), 6778 nucleotides. RefSeq lists its product as uncharacterized. The record is from RefSeq and is a predicted model, not a curated record. The transcript has 30 exons. Gene Ontology annotation, molecular function: zinc ion binding; protein binding. Bases 151 to 6387 code for a protein of 2078 amino acids. NCBI's taxonomy places the organism in Eukaryota, Metazoa, Chordata, Actinopteri, Pleuronectiformes, Soleidae.